AUGACGGAAAAACGAGCCAACGAAAGCACAGGCGACAACAACAACAAUAACAGUGCGGUGGCGACUGCUCCAGACACCAAGAAACGCCGAGUCAUUCGAGCGUGCGACGAGUGUCGGAAGAAGAAGGUCAAAUGUGAUGGACAGCAACCGUGUAUCCAUUGCACAGUGUACUCGUUCAAAUGCACGUACGACCAGCCGCCACGACGCAAAAAGGUUCCGGAUAACGCGGAGAAAAGCAAGGUCAGCGAAACGAUUCUCGCCCAUCUUUUCCCGGACGUGGACUUCUACUCGGCCGACUUUUCGCUGGACGACUUUGUGUCGCGUGCCCAGUACCUGAGUCAAUCGGGCGUCAAUCUUGUAGACAUGCUGGGGCUCAAACAGGGUGCCAACAACGGCACCCCUCUUCCCAACAUCAACAGACUGGUCAAAUCACCCAGCUCGUCGUCCCCCGGUAUGCUAGGCCAGGAGUUUCGAAUCAUUCUGCCUCCCAAACAUGUGGCUUCACAUCUUAUAGAGUCGGUGUGGAACCACAGUUGUGUGCUGUACCGGUUCUACCAUCGUCCCACAUUUAUCAGAGACCUGGACUUGCUGUACGACACAGACCCCGAAGACUACACCGACCAACAAAGCAAGAUUCUGCCCCUGGUGUACUCUGUGAUGGCAGUUGGAGUGCUGUUUAGCAUGGACAAGUGUGAACAGCUCGGUUUCAAGGACGCUUCGGAGGGAUAUAAGUACUUCGUGGCAGCCAGACGGCUCGUGGACAUUGCGGACGCACGGGAAAUGUACGCCAUGCAAAGUAUUGUCAUGAUGGUCAUGUUUCUGCAAUGCAGUGCUCGGCUGAGUACGUGCUACGCGUACAUUGGAGUGGCUCUGAGAAGUGCUCUACGAGCCGGUCUGCAUCGAAAGGUGGCCCACAAUUUCAACCCCGUCGAGCUGGAAACACGAAAACGAAUGUUUUGGACCAUCUGGAAGAUGGAUAUUUAUGUCAACGCAAUGUUGGGUCUGCCGAGAGGUAUUCCCGAGGACGAGUUUGACCAGGAGAUUCCGCUGGAUUACGACGACGAGAAAAUCACAGAAGAUGGAUACUUUCCUCAAAAGGAGAACCAUUUGUCGAGUGCCAGCAUCGCCAACGCCCAUACUCGACUCAUGAUCAUUCUCUCACACGUCAUGAAGUACAUUUACCCUGUCAAGGGAGCCGACAAGGACAAGUCCGUGCAGCUUGGAAAGAGCAUGUUCGACAAGGUGACUCUGCUGGAGAAUGAGAUUAGAGACUGGCUUCGAAACCUGCCAGCCGAGCUGAAACCCGGCGCUAACCCCAAGCCCGAAUACUACAAGGCCAAUCGACUGCUUCAUAUUUCCUUCUGUCACGUUCAGAUUGUACUGUAUCGACCUUUUAUACACUAUUGCUCGCCCAAGUUCCAAAUCCCCGGUGUCAACGAGAAGGCGAAGGCAUGUGCUCGUUCGUGUAUCAACGUGGCUCGAACUGUCAUGUACAUUGCAGAUGAGUUGGUAUCCAACAAACUGCUCAACGGCGCGUACUGGUACUCCAUUUACACCAUCUUCUUCUCGGUGGCCUGCCUGGUGUUCUACGUGCAUGAGAAUCCCGACACCCUACAAUCUGAGCAGAUUCGCAGCGACGCCGAGCUUGGAAAGAACGCUCUCAUGAUUCUCAAGGACUCAUCCAUCUCCGCUGCUCGAACCUACAAGCUCUUGAACUCGCUGUUUGAGCAGCUCAAUCGCCGAACGGCCGGAAUGAAGCCCAUCGUCAGUGAAGAGGGUCCCGUCACACGAGUCGACACCACAGAUUUCAGCAACGUGGACGCAGGCGGCAACCAAGAGCUGCUCGACACUGAGCUGUUCAAGAAGAAAAAGCCUGUGGCUGGUCUGGAUCUUGGUGUCGGAGGCUCUGGAGGACUUGGAGGAGUAGGAGUAGGAGUAGGAGUUGGAGGUGUGGGAGGCGCCCCGGACAUCAGUCUCGGCACUUCUCCCAUCACCAGAGCGCAAGUACAGGGUGCAGGAGUAUCCCCUGUCGUCGGAGCUGGUGUCUCACCCGCCACUGGGGUGUCUCAACAAUCUACUCCCGUUCAAAUGAACACUGGGGUGUCUCCUGCUGGAGCUGAUAUCGGUAUGGGUGGCGAGCUUGGAGCCGACUUUGUGCCUCCUCUCAACCACGCCAUUCCCGUGUCUCAGCUGCCCACCAACGUGGGCUUCAAUGCGGACUCGUUUGGAGCCUUCAACGGCCUGCCUCUCACCUCGGAGGACAUCCCCAACGGGCCCGAAGAGACGUACGUGCCUGGAUUUAUGGACUCACUGGAAACCAAGGUCUUUGGUCGGUUCCUGCCUCCAUACAUGCUCAACGAAGGGGGCGGGUGUCAGACCAACCCCUCGGAGCAGGGCUCCAUGGACUUCAACAUCCCCGACGCACCCGUCUACUCCAACAACAACAUGGGCAAUCUGGAGGACACAAACUGGUCUGAGUUCUUUGACGACGACAAUCUGUUGUCGGGUAUCCCUAACUAUUCGCAGCAGUAA
Molecule: messenger RNA, 2532 nt
Organism: Yarrowia lipolytica CLIB122
Lineage: Eukaryota; Fungi; Ascomycota; Dipodascomycetes; Dipodascales
Biological process (GO): DNA-templated transcription; positive regulation of transcription by RNA polymerase II
Cellular component (GO): nucleus
Molecular function (GO): sequence-specific DNA binding; DNA-binding transcription factor activity, RNA polymerase II-specific; zinc ion binding
Source: RefSeq, a predicted model, not a curated record